AUGUCCUCCAAGUUUGUCGCGAAACGGAGAUGUCUGGGUGACGGGUGUGACAAUGAAUGUAGCACACUGCAAUGUCCCACCUGCCUCAAAUUAGAGAUCAGAGGAAGCUUUUUCUGCUCUCAAGAAUGCUUCCAGCGUAGCUGGAAAAUACAUAAAGCUAUCCACAGAGCAAAGCAGACCAUUCUGUACAACCCCUUCCCAUCAUUCAAAUUCACCGGCUCGCUCCGACCCGUCUACCCACUCUCCGAGCGUCGCACAGUCCCCACCACCAUCCAACAUCCAGAUUACUGGCAAGAUGGCAUUCCACAAAGCGCACAAUCCUUCUAUGAUCGAAGAGCCAAAUUCACCGUCCUUGAUAAGGCAGGUCAGGAUGCCAUGCGAAAGGUCUGCAGACUCGCUCGCGAAGUCCUGGACAUUGCAGCAGCCGCCAUCAAACCUGGGGUGACAACGGAUUAUAUCGAUGAGAUCGUGCACAAGGCGUGUAUAGAGCGUGAUUCCUACCCCUCCCCACUCAACUACAACUUCUUUCCCAAAUCCGUCUGCACCUCCCUCAACGAAGUCAUCUGCCACGGUAUCCCCGACCAGCGCAUCCUCGUCGACGGCGACAUUCUAAACAUUGACGUCACGCUCUACCAUGGCGGAUAUCACGGCGAUCUAAACGAGACGUACUACGUUGGGGAGAAAGCGAAAGCGGAUCCCGAUUCCGUGCGGGUUGUCGAAACAGCCCGAGAGUGUCUGGACAUGGCGAUUGAGCUUGUCAAGCCUGGGGCGUUGUUCCGGGCUUAUGGGGAUGUGAUUGAGGCGCAUGCGCGCAAGAGAGACUGCAGUGUGAUUCGGUCGUUCUGUGGACAUGGCAUUAGCACGGUGUUUCAUUGUUUGCCCAGCGUGCCACAUUAUGCUGGGAAUAAGGCCGUCGGGGCAGCGAAAGAGGGUAUGUGCUUUACUAUCGAGCCGAUGGUAGCGCUGGGGACGUAUAGAGAUAUGAUAUGGCCGGAUAAUUGGACGGCGGUGACGAUGGAUGGGAAGAGGACGGCACAGUUCGAACAUACCCUCCUAGUGACGGCGGAUGGAGUCGAAAUCUUAACUGCCAGAUUACCAAACUCUCCAGGCGGACCGGUUCCAUACCCCGUCGCAGAGUGA
This is a messenger RNA of Aspergillus niger, 1140 nucleotides long. RefSeq lists its product as uncharacterized. Gene Ontology annotation, molecular function: metalloaminopeptidase activity. Gene Ontology annotation, biological process: proteolysis. Lineage: Eukaryota; Fungi; Ascomycota; Eurotiomycetes; Eurotiales; Aspergillaceae. The record is from RefSeq and is a predicted model, not a curated record. The transcript is spliced from 5 exons. The coding region runs from base 1 to 1140 and encodes 379 amino acids.